Messenger RNA from Panicum hallii, 1038 nucleotides. RefSeq names its product senescence-specific cysteine protease SAG39-like. Gene Ontology annotation, molecular function: cysteine-type endopeptidase activity. Lineage: Eukaryota; Viridiplantae; Streptophyta; Magnoliopsida; Poales; Poaceae. The record is from RefSeq and is a predicted model, not a curated record. The transcript is spliced from 2 exons. Bases 1 to 1038 code for a protein of 345 amino acids. Gene Ontology annotation, cellular component: lysosome.
AUGGCUACUCGUCGCUCGUCGGCUUUCCUCUUCGCCGCCGCCGUCCUCGCCUGCGCCUGCGCGCUCGGUGCUAUGGCGGCGCGCGACCUCGCUGAUCACCAGGCCAUGGUGGCCAAGCACGAGCAGUGGAUGGCCAAGUACGGCCGCGUCUACACGGACGCCGCCGAGAAGGCGCGGCGGCUCGAGGUGUUCAAGGCCAACGUCGCCCUCAUCGAGUCCGUCAACGCCGGGAACCACAAGUUCUGGCUCGAGGCCAACCAGUUCGCCGACCUCACCGACGACGAGUUCAGGGCCACCCGGACCGGUUACAAGCCGGCCAGCGGCAAGGGCCGGAGGACGACGACGGGGUUCAGGUACGCCAACGUCAGCCUCGAUGACAUCCCGGAUUCCGUGGACUGGAGGGCCAAGGGCGCCGUCACGCCCAUCAAGGACCAAGGCGAAUGCGGGUGCUGCUGGGCGUUCUCGACGGUGGCGUCCAUGGAGGGCAUCGUGAAGCUGAGCACGGGGAAGCUGAUCUCCCUGUCGGAGCAGGAGCUCGUGGACUGCGACGUCAACGGCAUGGACCAGGGCUGCAAUGGCGGGGAGAUGGACGACGCCUUCCAGUUCAUCAUCGACAACGGCGGCCUGACCACCGAGAGCAACUACCCGUACACCGCCUCCGACGGCACCUGCGACUCCAGCAAGGCGUCCAACGACGCCGCGUCCAUCAAGGGGUACGAGGACGUGCCGGCCAACGACGAGGCAUCCCUGCGCAAGGCGGUGGCCAACCAGCCGGUGUCGGUCGCCGUCGACGGAGGGGACUCCCACUUCCGGUUCUACAAGGGCGGCGUCCUCUCCGGCACGUGCGGCACCGAGCUCGACCACGGGAUCGCCGCCGUCGGGUACGGCGUGGCGAGCGACGGGACCAAGUACUGGAUCAUGAAGAACUCGUGGGGCACGUCGUGGGGUGAGGGCGGCUACAUCCGGAUGGAGAGGGACAUCGCCGACGAGGGGGGCUUGUGCGGCCUCGCCAUGCAGCCUUCCUACCCGACAGCAUAG